This is a messenger RNA of Prunus armeniaca (apricot), 2982 nucleotides long. The record is from the annotation of a GenBank genome assembly. NCBI's taxonomy places the organism in Eukaryota, Viridiplantae, Streptophyta, Magnoliopsida, Rosales, Rosaceae.
AUGUCUUCCCCGAAAUCCCGUGCUCAGUCUUCCUCUGUUCCAGUUCUUCCAGACUAUGUUACUGGGGCUGGAAUCGAUAGUCAUGCGAUAGAGGUUAGGAGCAAGCUCCAUCCUUUUGCCCAGAAAAACCUGGAUGAAAAUGUCCUCCAUUUAUUUGAAAACACCUUGGUGCUGGGGCCUCACUGGUUUGGCCCCGUUCCUCCCGAGAUGGCGGAGUUGAUGAAGAAGGAUGCUGAGGCCCCGCUAUGUUUCGAGAGCUCUUCUGCCCUGGCUUCUCAUUCUUGGGUCAGCAAGAAUUUGAGUCGUUCGUUCCCAUCCAGUGAGGUGAGAAAUAGUCCAAUCAAGUGGGCUGAUUGGAUUGACAGACUUCUUCCUCGAUUUGGGGCUCACUGGAAGCGGGCUGGAAUCCAUGACGCCAUUCUCCUAUCCAGGCAAUCUAUCAACAGGGAUGAGAAUCUGCUUGCUGCUGCUUUGUGCUUCUGGAACUCUGCCAGUAACACUUUUGAUUUCCGUAUAGGCCCCAUGGCUCCCACUCUGCUGGAUAUGGCCCAGAUUUUUGGUUUUAGGCCUCACGGAAGACCUGUUGAUGCCAUUGGUGAUUAUCACAGGAAGAAGGACCAGCAGAAGCUAGCCAAGCCAUUCACUAUUUCCCCAGCCUUGAUCAACCAGAAUUGCUCCUUUUCCAACUAUCUUAGAAAUUUAGUGCUGAGAAGGACAAAGAUCAGCAGCAUAUGUUGUUUCUCCUUUCUGCUUGAGUACAGACAUCUGGCAGAAGCUCUGCAUAAUCACACUGAUGUUGGCCUUGGACCUACAGUUCUGGCCCAUCUGUUCAAGAACCUGCAUACCGCUACUCUGGAGUAUCCGCUGAAUCUGUCUGCUCCUGGUGCCUUCUGGAUGAUUCAGAUCUGGCUGCAGGUCUAUUUUCCUGAGUUAAGGUAUCCAGACAUAGUUCUGCCUGAGAACCAAGUUCUGGCUCAACCGUUGCUGUCAGCAGAAGUCCCCAAGCGGUCAAUUGGUGAAUACCUGAUGAUGUUCAGGCAUUGUACCAAGAGGUCUGCAGCGCAGUGGCAGAUGGUGAUUAGGAGGACCUAUCCUUGGUUUCAGCCUGGACAUCGUCUGUUUGAGAAAGAGCCAGAAGAAGAAUCCGCCAGAACUGAUUUUAGGAAGAAGUUCUUGAGUGUGACCUUACCCAGGGAUCUGCCUCAUGGAGGGGGAAAGCCUCCAAAUUAUCAUUUGGGGGCGGAAGUCUACCAUCCCAACUUCUGUGCAAGGCAGCUUGGCUGUCCUCAGCUCAUACCCCUCAAGUCAUACAGAAGCUGCAAUCGGGGUUCUUCUUGGAGGGAUGCAGAUGACUUGGAGGUCCAUAAAGACGCCAGGUGUGCCGUGAACAAGAUUAACAACAGUGCAGAUGCCCUUUAUCCUUCCUGGGAAUUGAACUCCUGCAGUUCUGUGGAGUUUGAUGCUUGGUGGAAAGCCAGAUUCCGUGAUCUGCCUGCUUCUAGCACCGCACUUCAAGUCCUUUUUAAAGGCUGGGACAAUUGGAAUGUCCAUUCAGACGACGAGACUCACAGAUUCAUGGUGCAGACCAUCAAAGACAUCAACAUGCAAAUUAUAGAAGAAUAUAGGCAGUCAACCAGCCGAAGCGGAGAGGUGUUUGUCAAUUCUGUCAUUGCUGCUGGAGAUCUGGAGUUGCCCUCCGGGGAUGGAGAGGAGGAAGAAGGAGAAGAAGAAGAGGGAGAUCAGGCAGAACAGACUCCUGUUGAGGCCACUUCUCCCGUCAGAAGGAAAAGAAAAGAAACUGCCCAGUCUGCGGCUCCAGUUGGAGGUCCCUCUCCUCCUCUUACUAAGUCAAAAAGACUUAGAAAGAAGAUUGCAGAAGAAUACGUGGCCCCGGAGGGAACUGGGGCAGUUCCUACCACCACUUCCGGCACGGAUGAUGAUCUGAGAGAGGCUUUCGAAGCUGUGGAGCAAGAAAGGGAGCUGGAAGAGCUGGAAAAGGUAGGAGAGGAGCCCCAGGAGAAGGCCAAGUCAGUGGAGGAGGAGGAGGAAAUUCCUGCUGAGGUGAUAGCGGAGAGCAUUGCCUUGGCUCGGAAGCAGCAGGAAGAUAUAGGGGCAGGGCUGACCAACUCAGAGGUGGCCCUUUUUGAUGAUCCAGAGGCAGAACAUUCCACUGCCGCUCCAGCAGCUGAGGACCAAGUGGAACAAUCCGGAUCGGAGCCUGGGGAUCAGGCAGAACAAGUGGUUCCUACUCCUGAAAUUGUAGCAGGAGUGGCUGCUGUCGUUCCUGGGUUUGUGGUGGAAGCACAAAGAACUGCUGGGACUUUGGCGGUGAGGACCACCCCCUUACAGCCUCCGAUUGUUGCAAUGCCUAUUCAUUCUCUUGCAGGUUCAUCUGCCACGGCUUCUUUUGCUGACCCGGAGCUGGCAGAAUUUGAAGCCAUGGACCUAGAUGCCCAGCUGGAUAGGUUGGAAAAACUCAGCUCUCCUGUUGUUGAUGAAGGAUCUGGAUUGCUGCAUAGACAGAACAUGGCCCCAAGACCCAUUCUUGAGAUGAGUCUUGUCUUGGCAAGGGACGUGCUCAACCUUCACGAUCGUUAUGAAGACCUGAAGCCUACCUUCGAAACCUCUGAGUUCUGCAAGGCCACUCAUGAAGCCAACUUGGCUGAUUUUGCAAAGCAGAAGGCAGAACUGGACCAGAUGGUUGCGGGGUAUAAAGAAGCCAAAGCUGCUGGGGAUAAAUUGGAAAAAGAGAUUGCAGAACUUCAAAAGCAGCUGGCAGAGCGUCGGGAAGUGCAGCACAGGCUCGGGGCUGGAUUGAGUUCUAAGACCAAGGCUACUUUCCUUGUGCAGAACAUGGUUGCAGCUUCUAGGCCUGCCCUGGAGAUUGCAGAAGCUUCAAUUCAUCAGGGUGUGCUGCUCCAAAAGGAACUUUCUACCAAGAAGACUAACCUGCAGGAGACUCUUAGAAAACUAGGAUUUUAA